AACAGUGGAAACAUUCUACAAUAUAAAUCUCACAGCACGUCGCGCAUUUUCGUUUCGUUGUUUGUUUUUCUGUGUCCAUAUAAGAAGUGAAUUUGUUGUUGAACAUUGAGAAGUGGCACACACACACACACACCUACACACCUACAAGCGGAUAACAAAAGAAACACUAAAACACACGCACAGAUACUCGACCAAAAGCAGAAAAUAUGCCUAAGGAACAAGUCAAACUGGAUGCCAGCAAACAGGUCAUCAGCCCAGACGACUGCGACGAUCUCAGCCCAAUGCCACAAACAGCUGCUCCGCCGGUGCGCAGGCGCGGCGGCAUCUCCGCGGAGCCCGUCACCGAGGAGGAUGCCAGCAACUAUGUGAAGAAGGUGGUGCCAAAGGACUACAAGACAAUGAAUUCCCUGUCCAAGGCCAUUGCCAAGAACGUGCUCUUCGCCCAUCUGGACGAGAGCGAGCGCUCCGAUAUAUUCGAUGCCAUGUUCCCCGUCAACCACAUAGCCGGCGAGAACAUUAUCCAGCAGGGCGAUGAGGGCGACAACUUCUAUGUCAUCGAUGUGGGAGAGGUUGAUGUUUUCGUCAACUCCGAGCUGGUGACCACCAUCAGCGAGGGCGGCAGCUUUGGCGAACUGGCCCUGAUCUAUGGCACACCUCGGGCUGCCACCGUGCGGGCCAAGAGCGACGUUAAGCUGUGGGGCAUCGAUCGCGACUCCUACAGACGCAUUCUGAUGGGAUCCACCAUUCGCAAGCGCAAGAUGUACGAGGAGUUCUUGUCGCGCGUCUCCAUUCUGGAGAGCCUGGACAAGUGGGAGCGCCUCACGGUGGCCGAUUCGCUCGAGACAUGCUCCUUUGACGAUGGCGAGACGAUCGUGAAGCAGGGAGCGGCCGGCGAUGACUUCUACAUCAUCCUCGAGGGCUGUGCGGUGGUGCUGCAGCAGCGAUCUGAGCAGGGCGAAGACCCUGCUGAGGUAGGUCGCCUGGGCUCGAGCGAUUACUUUGGUGAGAUUGCCCUGCUGUUGGAUCGGCCACGUGCUGCUACAGUGGUGGCCCGCGGGCCGCUCAAGUGCGUCAAGCUGGAUCGGGCGAGAUUCGAGCGCGUUUUGGGACCCUGCGCAGACAUACUCAAACGCAACAUCACGCAGUACAACAGCUUCGUGUCGUUGUCCGUCUAAAUCAAGGACAACAACAGCAGCAGCAUAAAGCACACCACAGCAGCAACCAACAAAACCAACAAACAAACAAACAACAACGCAGCGAACGCCCACAACAAACAUCUGCAGCAAAAACAACAGCAUCUAGAUGAAGACGAAGACGAAGACAAAGACGAAGAAGAAGAACCCGUAGAAUAAGGGGUUCAAUGCUCAGCAGCAAGAAAUGAAAAUGUCGUAAACACUAAACACUAUAUGAAUUUGUAAAGUUAAUUGCCUUCCAUCCUGUCCCCAAGGGAUGGAUAGACAUAGACCCUUACAUGGCGAUGUUUGCGAUAGGGGAAGAAGGAGCGGAGAGGGAGGUGAGGACGUAUCCAGAGCCCAGGACAAAACUAUGUUAAUUAAUAUGAUUCUGUAUGUUGUGCUGAAAGUUACAUAUACUAUUCGUGUACGUGUGUUCUCUGUGCACAGAUUGCGGCGGCAUGUUCCCCUACGCCCCUACGCGACUCUGCGACACUGGAGCCUGGGAUUUCUUUUCGUUGUUUCGCCAGGCCCCUACUUCUGAAUUCUAUUCAUUCUAUUUACUCAAAGACUUCUCUGCACCUUUCUCUUCCGAAAGAGUCUCGAGCUCUAUUUCAAAAGAAAAAUCUAUUUGUUCUGCAAAUGGAACAUGCUGCCACCCAAAACAAAAAAGAUGGAAAGAAAACCAAAAGAAAAACGUUUCAUUAAAUAUUCAAAAGAUGUCUGAAUGUUUUUGAGCAAAAGAAUUAAAACAAAAUUACAAAAAUAUAUGUGUAUUAAGGAAAAUUAGCCACUGACACACCCACACCCACACAUACACUCACACUCUCACACAGAUACGAUUGCGGGCGAGAGCUGGGGGAAAAGUCAUAUAGGAAAAGUGAACGGAGGAGGAGAGCCACAAACGAUUUUCUGAACAGUUUUUAAUUUUAGUAAAUUAUUUUUAAACCUACAAUUUAGCGGCCAACAUGAAGUCGGAAAGUUCUAUGAAAAUAUUUAACUGAAAUUAAACA
This is a messenger RNA of Drosophila pseudoobscura, 2185 nucleotides long. RefSeq names its product protein kinase, cAMP-dependent, regulatory subunit type 1 (gene Pka-R1). Bases 207 to 1175 code for a protein of 322 amino acids. Gene Ontology annotation, biological process: regulation of protein phosphorylation. The record is from RefSeq and is a predicted model, not a curated record. Gene Ontology annotation, cellular component: cAMP-dependent protein kinase complex. The transcript is spliced from 5 exons. NCBI's taxonomy places the organism in Eukaryota, Metazoa, Arthropoda, Insecta, Diptera, Drosophilidae. Gene Ontology annotation, molecular function: cAMP-dependent protein kinase regulator activity.